Aedes albopictus (Asian tiger mosquito) is the source of this 3063-nucleotide messenger RNA. RefSeq lists its product as uncharacterized. The transcript is spliced from 2 exons. The record is from RefSeq and is a predicted model, not a curated record. Bases 712 to 1221 code for a protein of 169 amino acids. NCBI's taxonomy places the organism in Eukaryota, Metazoa, Arthropoda, Insecta, Diptera, Culicidae.
AUUUUCUGCUAUGAUGUCAAACUUUUCCUGUUCGGUCAUUUUCCGGAUCAAUCGCUGAGCGAGAGUCUCCAUAUCCGUCAAGAAAGCGCUAAAUAACUUAUUAGGCCGUUGUUUUCUGUUUCUCAUUUCUUCCCUGACGAAUCGAUCCCGAUUUGGGUUAUCGUAUCGCAUGCGAAGAUAGUAUAGCAACGUGUUCCAGGAAUCGAACUUUGGUUCAUACGCCGUAUACCAUAUCGAUGCAUCAUCCUUGAACAGGAGAUGUGCGUGAGUCCUCAACUCGUCUUCACUGAUUUGAUACGACCGACACAGUAGUUCGAGUUGGCGAAGAAAAUCGACAACUGGAACAGGAUUGGUAUCCCCGCCAAACUUAGGCCAUUUCUCCAUUAUAUUGCAGGUUUGAUGAGGCAAUCUUGAUCUCAGGUUCACGUUGUUCGGUCCAAUUCCAGAGGUUGGACCUGGGCUCUGCGAGGGCCGUGUGUUGAACAUACCUUGGUUCCCUUGGGCAUGAGACUGAGGACUUCGAACAUUCGGUUGGUCCGGAAUAAAAGAUUGGGGGAAGGAGUUACGCCGAUAAUCUGGAAAGCCUGUCGCAGGUGGAUUCACAUCUGAUUCUCUAUUUACAGUUAUACGAUCCCGACCCAAUCCGGAAAAGGGCUGCUGGAGAGCUGCUGUUGGAGUGUUCCGUGGUUCCAUUCCACCGCUUGUCAUGGGAUGUCCUUCUCGAGAGAUCCUGGCCAUCUCGGAAUCUCUAAUACCCAUGUCCGCAACCUGGCUCGCCAAGUGGUUAACCAUGGUGUCUCGCAUUACAUUCCGGUUCAAAUUCUGCAUCAACACCUGUCGCACGAGUCGGAGGUGGAUUCCGCGGGCAGCUCACUCUUUCAGCUUCUUUCGGUAUGGCGUAGGAAGAAUUUGGUCGAGUAUUAUCCGGAUGCAAACCUGGGGAGAAUCCCGUCGCAACUUGAGCUGGUCGCUGGAGUGUGGCGCCCGAUAAUGGCGGGCUCAAUGAUCGGUAUGCUACUGGAACCGUAUUUCGCAGUAAACUCACUGGAGGUGGUACCGGUAUCCCUCCUGCCCUGGACCAGGGAUCUCCUGAUGAACUUAUCAAACGCGGCUCAGUAUGCAGUGUGGCUGUCCAUGGAGUUGGCCCUUCUCGAACCGCACCCGAUGUCGAGACCAACCCUUGCCGUUGGUUACUCGAUUCAUGAGGGUCUUGCGGAUUGAUUUGAAACGGCCUGCUGGUACCUUCGAGGGAGAACGUCCUCCGCUCUGCUGCUUCCAUUUCCUCCCGCAAACUACGCGGUUGUACCAUCUGACUGUCUAUGGACCUUCCUGAUAGCCUGCGCUCCGGGGGAAGAAGUGAUCAUUCCAGAAUUUGUUUGGCGAUGGCUAGACAUUGGGCACGUAUGUCGUCUGGAUCUUGCGUACCGCCUACCGCACCCUGCUCUUCAUCAGCCCCCUCAAACUGUUGCGUCAAAGACUUCCGGGCUCCCUCCAUCCGGUUGUCAACAGAGGCUGCAUCCAACGCUGCAUCCAAUGAAACGAAAUCCAACUGGAAAUAUUGAGAUCCCAUCCUUCGAAUUAUAUCCAGCAUCACCUUCCUGUUUUCUUGCUCCUGAAGAUUCGUUACUCUUCCUCGUCUAAUCCGUCUAUAGUAGUGAAUUAACCGGGACCGGCCACCGGCCGAACGUCCGGCGAGAAGGUCGGUCUCCAGAUCUCGUAAAUUAUUGGUAGUCGCCUGAUAUUCAUCAGAUAUGGUCCUUUCGGUAUCGUAUUCUACGUUUCGUUCACUUCUUAACCAAUUUCGUAACACUCGUCUGCCAUCCGAACCACUAUCACCAUCAAUUUGACGUAGGUUUAAUUCAUAUUCCACUUCAUCAUCUCGCAAAUCAUUUUCGAUUAUAUAAAAAUGUUCCAUUAUGAAAAAAAAAAUGAAAAUAAUAAAAGAAUACCAAUUCAACGUAAAAAUGACUUAAUCUAACCUAUUCUAUUUGAUGGGACAGCACAAAAGAAAAUAAACGGUAUUGAAGAAUCAAAAUUAAUGCUAAACUAAUCCGAGAAACCAAAAAUCCAAUUACAUUACAAAUUCUACUCAAAUUUCAAAUGCAACCAACUAUUCGAAUAAAAUCAAAGUUAUACAAGGAAUCCGAACCAAACAAUCCUCAGCCCCACGUUGGGCGCCAAAUGUAACGGGUGAAUUUUGCUCUUAACCAUUCGCAGCUUAAGCGCCACUUCCGUCAAUGGAAGGCUACGAACGUAAAUUUUAGUCCGGCUAGAGACUCUCUCCCGAAGGCGGGUCUGUCGUUCGGCUCAAACACCUACGUUCUUUUGAUCACCCCCCGAAAAGACUCUGAAGAUUAAAGAUCCGACUAAGGUUAAUAGAGGUGAAAAUAGCCAAAUAAAAUCAACAUCAACUAGAUUAACGAACCGUCAUUUCAAAAAAAGAUUGUAUCCGCCGACGGAUUAGUAAUACGUACGACCAGAAUUUCGAUGCAUCUACAUGUAUUCUUCUCUCUGGUUUCCUCCUAACCUGUCCCGGGACUAAAGAUGGGCCCUAUUUCUUAAGCUAGGUACAUUAGUUAGAUCUGACCUGGAUUAUAUGGUGCGUUGACUCCUGCAGCGCUGGAACAACCCUUCUCCUCGCUACGGUACUUUGACGGGGUCCCUCGUGGUUCAAUACCCAGAGGACGCCACGAGCCACGUGGUUGGUGUUUGGGCUACUCGUGGUCUUCGUGGGCGGUGUAAUAACGUGUUACGUGGGGUAACUGGAUAAUGGCGUUGUUCGUGGAGAUCUACUGUGAUCCAUGCACUGUUUAGUUAGGACACCGUCUCAGAUCACAGAGGGUGGUGUUACCCCGUAACCGUGGGCGAGGUGGAAGAUUAAGGCCCACAACACGUUUUUCCACCAAGGGGCUCACCAAUGCUCUCGAAGCUCUCGUGGUUUGGUGGAUUUACCAAACCCCAACCAAAAACCCACGGAAGCGCGGGUUGGUAACCUUCAAAUCCUAUUGCUGUCGUGAACACUCUUCUCUGCCUACUUCUAUUUUUAAUGAAAGUAUACGGCGU